This is a messenger RNA of Cooperia oncophora, 408 nucleotides long. The record is from the annotation of a GenBank genome assembly. NCBI's taxonomy places the organism in Eukaryota, Metazoa, Nematoda, Chromadorea, Rhabditida, Trichostrongylidae.
AUGGACGCUGUCAUGAGGAAAACUUUCAACGGAAGGCAAGGCGUGCAGUACGGUGAAGGCGGCUUUCUCACUGACCUGAUGUUUGCCGAUGACAGCGCAAUUUUUGCCGAAACUGACGAGGAAGCGACUAACAUCAUGUGCUCACUGUCAGAGAUUGCCCAGUCGUAUGGCCUCAAAAUAAACGCGGAAAAGACCAAGGUGAUGACCUCGGAUGGAUCGCCCGCGUCCGUGCGACUGGGUAGCGUCGCCUUGGAGCAAGUGAGUAAUUUCAAGUACCUUGGAUCGGUCGUUCAAGAAAGGAAAGUGGCUGCCGAGGCUGAGGUCCGCAGCAGGAUUGGUCAUCGCGUCAUUUGCAGCGUUAAGUGGCGCUCACCAGUCACAAGUUCUCUGGAAGAAGAGUACACAUAA